AUGAAGCGGAGUGAUGCUUCUUCUGAGGAGAUUCCCCUGCAAAGGACUAGGAGAUCCGGGCUUGACUCGACUGCCGAGGCCGAACAAGGAGCUGAGCCGAUACCUGACACCGAGGCUCCAGUGGAUACCGGCUCACUGCCCGCUGGGGACCCAGCUGCAACAUCCGAGGCACCUGCUCCUACCGAGGCUGCUGGUGCUGCUCCGGCCUCUCCUACUCCUGCUCCGAGGUCGGACAACCUCGAUGAUAUGUUCUUGGAAACCCCUCCUGCAACCGGGGAAGCUGCCGGUUUCGGACAUCUCCCUAUCCCUCGAGCCACGAGGGCAGCUAGCCGGUCCACCGAAACUGGUGCAAGGGAGAGCCUGGUGCGCAUCUUCCCGGCUCCAAGUGUGGAACCUAGGAGGACAAGAUCGGCCGUGAUUACCGUCCCCGAGGACUGCAGCUUUUUGUCUCGUCCGGUGGGAGUAGCAAGCUAUCUGAGGCCCCUCGUCUCGGACUCGGAUAAGCGGAAGAUGACCGGAGUCCCCUGGCAGAGUCUCAUUAACGAGGGCAUGCACGCGGGCAAUCGAAGUGUGGUGCUCGUCAAUGAAGCCUUCAUCCGUGCUCAGCAAGAGGUUGACGACCUUAGAGGCCAGCUGGAUGCCCAGGGUCGGGAAACGGAGAAGUUCCAGCACCUUUUGCAAGUGAAGGAGGAUGAAUUGAACCGAGCUGUUGCCCUUACCAACCUUCAACCCGAGCUCGACGCAGCGAAGGCCGAAAACCUUCGGUUAAAGGAUGAGCUGGCCGGGAUGGUCGAGAAGAACCGGCUUCUGGAAGCGGAGAAGGUCGGCCUUAGCCAAGACAAUGCUCGUUUUUCUUCGAGGCUUAGUGAGCUCGAAACCACUAUCUCUCAACUCCGGGGGGAGCUUGACUCGGUCAAGUCUGAUGCCGUGAACAUGGCCGAGAGGCAUCGGCUGCUUGAAUCCGAGAGUGCUAAGUAUAAGGAGAGAAUGAGGGUGUUCGAGCGAAAAGCCGAGGACAGGGCCCGGAUAUGCGACGAGCUGAAAAUCGAACUCGAGGAGACGGCCGAGGCUAAUGACCUUCUCAAAGCCGAGCUCGAGUCGGCCACUCAAUUCCAAAGAAUCCUCGAUGAAGAGAGAGAUGAAUUAGUGGCCAAGCUGGCCCAGGCUGAGGCCGAUUUGGCAGAAGCCCUAAGGAGUGUGGAGGCUGCCGAGGCUCAUUCCACGAUUGCGGUGGAGUAUGAACGGUGGAAGUCUCGGAGGGCCACCCUUGAGCAAGCCGAGCGUGGCUUUGCGGAUCUCCCGGCCCUGAUACUCGAAGCUAAAAGGACCGAGGAAGAAGCCAAGAGAGCCCUCGAUACUGACUCCGAAGACUCCGAGCGGACAGUAUCCGAACAUUCUGGAUCCAGCCACACCGGAUAGACCAGGGCCUGUAUUUAGCCUUUAUUUUGUCUUUUGCCUUUUUGGCUUGAUUUUUGUUUUUCAACUUCGUAGGAAUUUCAGGUGUAAAAAACCUACAUAUAUGAAAUGUGCAUUUUUCUUGUUGACUUUCUUUAUUCUUUUGCUUGAAUGCUUGUUAUGACUUUUGCCCGAAUUGUCGGUCCGUUAUAAGGACAAGCAGAGACUUCGGAGUCAUUUUUUCGGACUAUGCCUGUAUAUUGGCUUUUCUCUUCGUCCGGUACGUUUUGUCCGGGAAUUUGAUCGAGUGGUUUGCCCGUGGGACUUAUUUAUGCUUUGUGAAUUCAGACGUCUCCGAAUCACGUUAGGCAUUUUUAGGGCCGAUAUUUUUUUGGCUAUUCACUUAUCAUAGAUUAGGUUCGGACACCUGAAUCCCUGCCUUACCAAUUUUUGAUGUAGCAGUCCCCAUUCGAGGGUG
Lycium ferocissimum is the source of this 1873-nucleotide messenger RNA. RefSeq lists its product as uncharacterized. The record is from RefSeq and is a predicted model, not a curated record. Lineage: Eukaryota; Viridiplantae; Streptophyta; Magnoliopsida; Solanales; Solanaceae. The transcript is spliced from 3 exons. Bases 1 to 1419 code for a protein of 472 amino acids.